GGAAAGUUUUCGAGACCUUUCUGUUGCCGUCUUCAAAUUCACUCUCUCCUUUUGCCUCUUUUCCUCUCUAAAGGCUAGCCUUUAUGUGGGAGAAAUUCGGGAUUCCUUAGACAGAUUUUCCUUCUCUCUCAGGAAACCAGGGUAAUUGUUACUUUUCUUCUAAAGCCAUCCAAGUAUAUACUUCGCCGAAUCUCAGUUUAUAGAGCACAACUCUCCAUCCACAUGAUGCAUGUGUUAUCUCGACCAUAGAUCACCGGUGAUCAAUUCUAAUUCUAAUUUAGUUUUUUUUUUUAAAAAAAGAAAUUCCUUAACUCUUUGAUAAGAUAUCAAUACUGCAGCGAUGUCUAUUUGCUUAGUCAAUCAUGCAUGUCAGCAUGGUAAAAAGGUUUAAGCAAUGCAUGCAAUCUCUUGGUUUGCUAGCUUUCAAUGCUCCACCAUUGUACCAUGCCCGCCAGAGAAGCAACCUACAAAACAAGGAAAAAAUCCUGAAAAAUUUUCUUUCUUAAUUCCAUCGUCCUACCAUUCAAGAAAAGAACUCUUCGCAAGAUAUACUUUCUUGUGUCUUCUCCUUGAAAGAUACUAUUUAUGGGUUGAAUCCAUCCCAUGACUUCACCGUCAGAAGAUCGUAUAAUUGUUUCAAGCUCUCCAAUUCUCUUAGAUCUGUUGAAAUGGAAGGACUUGUCCGAGGAAUAAGAUCUUGCCAGGAAACCCUCAGAGUUGCAAUUCUAAAGCAUCCCCGUGAUAGAAGAAACAUAUUUUCACGUUUUGGACGCGUUACAUCCUCUCUUCCAGUGCGAGAGAAAGGACUAGAGAAUCUAACAGUGGCAGAUGUACUGAUGACAAAGGGAGAAGACAAAAUUGGCUCCUGGCUGUGGUGCCGCACCACCGAUUCUGUCUAUGAUGCUGUGGAGAAUAUGGCAAAGAAUAAUAUUGGGUCAUUGGUAGUCCUAAAGCCAGGAGAACAAGAACUUAUUGCAGGAAUUAUCACAGAGAGAGACUAUAUGAGGAAGAUAAUAGCACAAGGGAGAUCAUCUAAAUACACAAGAGUCGGGGAAAUUAUGACUGAUGAGAACAAAUUAGUAACAGUGACAUCUGACACCAGCAUUCUACAAGCAAUGCAGCUGAUGACAGACCAUCAUAUUCGGCAUGCUCCGGUCAUAGAUGGAAAGAUAGUUGGGAUGGUUUCCAUUGUAGAUGUGGUUCGAGCUGUGGUAGAGCAGCAAGGUGGAGAAUUGAAGCGGCUGAAUGAGUUCAUUAAAGGAGAAUACUAUUAGAAUCUAACAAUAUCAAUGUAUGAAAGCUUCCUGCUUGUAAGGAUAAUGUCUUCAGAAUCUGUUUGGAUUAGGAUUUUUCUUUAAA
Molecule: messenger RNA, 1359 nt
Organism: Populus nigra (black poplar)
Lineage: Eukaryota; Viridiplantae; Streptophyta; Magnoliopsida; Malpighiales; Salicaceae
Product: CBS domain-containing protein CBSX3, mitochondrial
Exons: 7
Coding region: 669-1274 (201 amino acids)
Source: RefSeq, a predicted model, not a curated record